This is a messenger RNA of Mycena citricolor, 1476 nucleotides long. The record is from the annotation of a GenBank genome assembly. Lineage: Eukaryota; Fungi; Basidiomycota; Agaricomycetes; Agaricales; Mycenaceae.
CGUUGCUAGAGCUGUGUAGUGGGUUUGACUGAUCAGGAACGAAAAGCGCAGGUGGUGGGACAGAAGACGAGGCAGAGUUCUGAGGGAAGAAAGAUUUUCUUGCCGACAUAUUGCACGAUAAGGGAAAUUUCUUGGAGAAUGAGGAAGUGGUGACAGUGAGAGAACUGAUGACGAGAGAGGAUCGUGGCAGCCUAUUCGGAUUCUCCGGACCGACCUGAUCCAAUUGCUCAAGAUCCCCCGAUCGGAUCACAGGCAGACCGGUCGUUACCCCACAACUUUCGCAUCCCGAAUCCCAAGAAAUGAAGUGGCCCUUCAGCCAGAAUAUCAAGCCCGCCAGCGAUCUCACUCCCAUACUCCCACCCGAGUUGGAACGAUAUAUAUUUGAGCUUUACGCCCUCGAAUCCGCAAGUCCGGAACGAAUUCUCCACGUGCUCCCGGUCUGUCGUCGUGUGAGGACCUGGUUGGAACCCUGCCUCUUUCGCACGAUCAUAUUCAACGAUGGAUUCGACAACAAACUUCCCUCGUGCGAGCUCGACACGAUCCAACGCGCAUCCGAGGCCUAUCCCGGCGCUCUGGAGAUAGUCGUGACGAACGUGCUGCUCAUCGGGGAGAGACAAGAUACGGUCGAGCUUGUGAUGCGGACGUGCGCUGGAGUGAAGAACCUCUUUUUCUCUGGAUCGAAGCCAGAGGUGUUCGACCUCUCGCCCUCCCUGCGGCGGUUGCACUGCGGUCUCGAGGUAUUCGAUUUCUCCACCGGAAUCACCUUCCCCUUGCUCACCCACCUUGAACUGUUCAACAUCGGGCGGAACUUCGGCACAUCGGACUCUCAUCCGCUCCUCGUCGAGAGUGAAACGCUCCUGCCCAACCUCACGCAUCUCGCCUUCAGCGUGACGACCGUCAUCCGCAUGCUCCCGGAUAUUGUGUCCUGCUUCACCUCACUGGAAGCGCUCGUCAUCGUCAGCACCUAUCGCGUCGUGUCAUCGACUCCGUUGCUCCCUGAAGAAAGACGGGUCUUCGAGGACGACUGCCGCAUCGUGCUGGUCUCAGUCUCGGACUAUAUCGUGGAUUGGCAAGAGGGCGUGCUGAGCGGAGAAGAUUACUGGACGAGAGCGGACCGCAGAAUCGUCAAUCGCCAGUCUGGGGAAGUGGAUGCAUCGAAGUUUGCUGUGAAUUUCAACGAUUCCGAUUGAUGUGCUCAGAAAACCAAUGCCAACCACAUCUGUUUUUCACAGAGAGAAUAAUUAUGAGGUUUCAUGGCGGCCGCGGUACCGAGAAAGGUAUUUCGAAGGAGGCGUCCAGUUAAUAUUGGUCCGCUUCUCGCACGAGACAGCAAUCAAUUAUUCAACGAUCAGCGCAGCGAAACAUGGUAAAUUCGUGGUCGAACGUUCGAUGAUAUCCCCGGAUGGACAUGAGUCCAUCGAUGGCGGCGAUUGCGAGGCUUUUGCAACGUUAAUCGAAUUCAAUAGGGGCUUCUUC